UACUGGUCUUCUUCUGCUUGGGUGAAGAGCUACAAGCCUGAAGUGGGACGGGCAAAUAGGAGAAACUUCGCCCCCGUCCCGUUCUCCACUUUUAAUGAGCGCUGCGCUCAGGCAGGAGAGAAACUCCAGGUGGAAGAGCGCUCGCACACGCGUCAAACUGCUUUUCAAUGAAAGAGUAAGGAUUCGGGAAACCUGCGCUGGGAAUCACCCUUUAAACCUCGGAGGAUUAUUAUACCUAAUCAGGUUAUACAAGAACGUCUGGCUAACGUGCUGCAACACAGCUGUCCAUCAUGAUCAGAGCAUCACUCACUGCCAUCUGCCUUGCGCUCCUCCUGUCGUACCAAUGCUGGGCCAAGCCUAACGGACCAAAGAAUAAGAAACCAAAGCAAGUGAUUCCAGCAAUAGAGUGUGAUGUCAGAGCAGGAAAGGUCAGUCUCCCAGAGUUCAUAGUAAAAUGUCCCCCACGCUGUAGGGAAACCAAACAGCAAGUCUAUGGGACAGGAGUGUUUGCCUCCAUCUCCAGCAUCUGCAAUGCAGCCAUCCACAGCGGCGUAAUCACCAACUCAGGAGGAAAGGUGAUAGUGAGGAAGAUGGCUGGACAGAAUGUCUACAAAGGCAGCAACUCCAACGGGGUGCGCUCUCUGUCUCUGCCUAAGUGGAGGGAAUCAUUCGUUGUCUCAGUGGGCAAGCCUAAGAAGGGAGUCAUCUACCCAUCUACUCUGGAUUACGUCCCUUCAAGACCGACCUAUGUGAAAACAAAUCAAAAGGAGACCAUAACAGUUCCUCCAACAACAACAGCACCUGAACCCACCACAACAACUCCUGAACCAACCACGACCACUAUCACCACACCGACUCCCACCACUGCUUCCACCACUACACCUCCACCCCCUACUACCAAGGCUCGACCCGUUGUACAUAAAGUGAGGGAAGCAGGCAGCAUUCACCCAUACCUUGCCCAUGCGGCAGCUUCAAAUUCAAGACAGUCACAGAGUGGUCAAAGAAAGAGUCCCAGCCAAGUAUUCAGAGGAGGUUCCUAUUCACAUAGAUUUCCACAACGUGCCAGUGCAGGUAUACACAAACAAGAGCCAGGGCAGGCCGUCAGGAGGCAGCCAUCCUCACCAGUUGGCCCAGGUUUUAACAGGGUUCAGCCUGCCCAGCCUGAGCGAACUCCAACCAUGAGCCAGUCCAACCCUGCUUUACCCAGAAGGGAUUGGCCACUCCCCUCUUUUCCUCAUCCCGAUUGGUUCCCUGGAGCUCGACGACCAGCAGAUGUAAGUUAUGCAGCUCCAGACUCAGGAUACGCUUGGAGUGAGACCGGCACACCUGAGGUUACAGCUCGGGAUUACAGGCCUGAUAUCUCAGAAUAUGAGCGCUGGUAUUAUAACCUUGGACAAUACCUGCACCGAUCUGCUGACCCGGAUCGUAAAAUAAUGGAUACGGCCAACACUAAAGUGGAGCCGGUGGACGCCUGGAAUCCAGAAGCGCCACCUUAUGAAUUAGGCUUCAGUGUGAGGGAGCAAGAACCUCUCCGCAGAGCUCCUGAGCCUGUGUCACAGGGAAACCCAGAUUGUAAGGUGGACCUGGCCUUUCUGAUGGAUGGGAGCUGGAGCAUUGGGAAGCGGCGUUUUAAGAUCCAGAAAGACUUCUUAACUGAGGUGGCUCAGACCAUCAAUGUGGGUGUGGCCGGCCCCAUGAUGGGCAUCAUCCAAUACGGAGAUGACCCUGUGACAGAGAUCAGUCUGAAGACUCACUCCAGCUCCAGAGAGCUGAAAGCAGCCAUAGAUAAGAUUGUGCAGAAAGGAGGCCUCUCCAAUGUGGGAAAAGCCCUCCAUUACAUCAACAAGCACUACUUCAGCGAUGCCAAUGGAAACCGAGGAGGAGCUCCAAACGUGGCUGUGAUACUAGUGGACGGUUGGCCCACAGACAAGGUGGAAGAGGCGUCUCGACUCGCACGUGAGUCCGGCAUCAACAUCUUCUUCGUCACCAUCGAGGGUCCCGACGACAAUGAGAAGCAGAACCUUAUUGAGGCCAACUUUGUUGACAAGGCCGUGUGCCGGACGAACGGCUUCUUCUCGCUUCCCGUGAACAGCUGGUUUGCCCUGAGGAAAGCCGUGCAACCCCUGGUGAAGAGAGUGUGCGACACAGACCGCCUGGUGUGCAGCAAAACCUGCCUCAACGCCAACGACAUCGCCUUCGUCAUAGACGGCUCCAGCAGCGUGGGGACCGGCAACUUCCGCACGGUGCUGCAGUUUGUGGCCAACAUCACGCGGGAGUUCGAGAUCUCAGACACGGACACGCGGGUCGGGGCUGUGCAGUACACCUACGAGCAGAGGCUGGAGUUUGCCUUCGGCCAGUACAACAACAAAGCCGAGCUGCUGAACGCCAUCAAGCGCAUCAACUACUGGAGCGGCGGGACCAGCACCGGUGCUGCCAUCACCUACGCGGCAGAGCAGCUUUUCAGCAAAUCCAAACCCAACAAACGCAAGAUCAUGAUUGUCAUCACGGAUGGACGCUCUUAUGAUGAUGUCAGGGCGCCGGCACUGGCGGUCCAUCGCCAAGGUGUGAUUGCUUACUCCAUCGGCAUCGCCUGGGCAGCCCAGGAUGAGCUGGAGUACAUCGCCACAGACCCCGACAAGGAGCACUCCUUCUUCGUGGAUGAGUUUGACAACCUCUACAAAUUUGUACCCAAGAUCAUCCACAACAUCUGCCAGGAGUUCAACUCUCAGCCCAGAAACUGAGGACGUACGUGCCGAGAGGCCGAUCCGGAUCCGAGGCUUUAGUAACAGAGCACUGCUGGUAAAUUUACUCACUCUGUCGCCCAGAUGGCAGUGCUGGAUUGGCUGCAGUGCCCCAUAUUUGAAGAGGGAGGGGUUUGAAUGUAGGUGGGGUCAAAAAUAAAUGAAAAAGAAUUUUUAUCCCAAAUAUUCAGAUGGUGCUAAUGUUAAAGGAUUGGCACGCACUGUGACAAACUGACAUCACAGCUGUAGUGUGGUGCCAGCUGUUUUCUGUCUGGAGACAAGUAUUUAACAGUUGGAAUAGCAUCAGUAAGUCACCCAUUAUAAAGGCUUUAUAAGUUGCUACUUGUCUUAUUAAUGCUAGAAAAUGUACUAAGGCUUUACAGAAUGCCUAAUCUUUCAUACUUGGUAUGCAAGAAAUCUGUUUGCAAGCAAGCAUGGCUACAGGGUAGAUUUUAAUCCAUCUAGGUGCAAGUACAGCAAGAAGGUUGAAAACAUGAAAAGGUGAAGUGCGAUGUCCCAGUUUUAUGCAUACUACAUGCAAAAGUAGCAAGUGGGCAAGCACAGACAGCGAGCCAAGCUGGAAAGAACAAGCCAGGAUUUGGGUUGCCAGGUUGUGAUAUUUCCUCCUAGAUGGCGCUUAUCUCAUUUAGCAUAAAACUUUUGUCAAACAAGAAAAAAGCUGCACAACAAACGCUUCAAUUAGCAAGUUCUCCAUGUUAAGUAAAUAUUUAAUAAUCUAAAAUUGUGACCUCAAACUUAUAAAAGGCAUAAAAGGAUAGAAAAAGACCAUUUCCACUGCUUGUCAGGCCUAAUGUUAUGUUUAAAACUGGGCAUUAGUACGUUAUUCAUUAACAUUAGUGUAGCGCUGUUUGUAUGACUUGUAGUGCCUUUUUGAAGGGUGACUUAGUGGGAAAUAAACAUAGUGUAAGACUGUCUCUCUGGGGUAUGGUGCUUGCAGAGAAAUGUAGAGUUAAAGCAUGCCUAGCACUUCCUCUUAUGGCUUAAAAACCUUCAUAAACCUAAUAGUGUGGUGCUUUUUACAAUUCUCUGUAAAGAGAAAAUACUGUAUUAGAAUUGGUGCAUUUUAAUCUUCCUAAUAGGAGAGAUUUGAUCGUAGGAACAUUGUUUGAGUUCCUAAGAGACUAAGGUGCUGAGAUGAUUUUUACAUGCAACCAAAAAGUGGAGGUGAAAGGCAAAGCAACAACACGGAUGUGGACUUGUGUGAAAAGUAAGCUUGUUUAUCUUUGUAUAGAGUGACGGCAGAUCCCAAAUCUGCUUCUUAUCAGGAAUAAAAGCAACUCAUGUUAAUCUUUAUUUUCUAACAGUGCUUGCUUCUAAUAUUGCAGUUUUGUUGGAAGAGUAUUUAUGAUUUUAUCAUUCUUACGCCCCGUUUGUACAUAUGCAUAUUCAAGAAGCCUAUCACUAAUAAUGUUCAGAUUAAUCGGUAUUUUUUGGGCAAUUUUUAAUAAAAUAAAGAAAACGAAGAGAA
This is a messenger RNA of Oreochromis aureus, 4230 nucleotides long. It is a transcript of the gene vit, whose product is annotated as vitrin. Gene Ontology annotation, biological process: positive regulation of cell-substrate adhesion; extracellular matrix organization. NCBI's taxonomy places the organism in Eukaryota, Metazoa, Chordata, Actinopteri, Cichliformes, Cichlidae. The transcript has 23 exons. The record is from RefSeq and is a predicted model, not a curated record. Bases 291 to 2741 code for a protein of 816 amino acids.